GAAAGGACAUCUGGAAGAGAUGUCACUCAUAUUCAGUUCACAAGCUGGCCAGACCAUGGAGUCCCUGAGGAUCCACAUCUCCUUCUCAAACUCCGACGCAGAGUUAAUGCUCUCAGCAACUUUUUUAGUGGCCCAAUAGUGGUUCAUUGCAGUGCUGGUGUUGGGCGCACUGGGACAUAUAUAGGAAUUGAUGCCAUGCUGGAGGGGCUGGAUGCAGAAGGCAGGGUGGAUGUUUAUGGCUAUGUUGUGAAGCUGCGUCGACAGCGGUGCCUUAUGGUUCAAGUGGAGUCACAGUACAUCCUUAUCCAUCAAGCACUAGUGGAAUACAAUCAGUAUGGAGAAACAGAGGUCAGUCUCUCAGAAUUGCAUUCCUAUCUUAACAAUCUGAAAAGAAAAGAUCCUCCAAGUGAUCCUUCUUUGCUGGAAGCAGAGUUUCAGAGAUUACCUUCCUAUAAGGGAUGGCGGACACAGAACACUGGGAAUCGUGAGGAAAAUAAGAGCAAAAAUAGGAAUGCCAACAUAAUUCCAUAUGACUUUAACCGGGUGCCGAUCAGGCUUGAAGAUGAAAGCAGUAAGGAGGGUGAACGUGAUUCAGAUGAUUCCUCAGAUGAGGACAGCGACUGCGAGGAAUCAAGCAAAUACAUCAAUGCUUCCUUCAUAACUGGUUACUGGGGUCCGAAAGCCAUGAUUGCAACACAGGGACCACUGCAGGAAACUAUUUCUGACUUCUGGAAAAUGGUCUUCCAAAGAAAAGUCAAAGUCAUUGUUAUGCUGACAGAGCUGAAAGAGGGAGAUCAGGAACUCUGUGCACAGUACUGGGGUGAAGGAAAACGAAUCUAUGAUGGCAUAGAAGUCCAAAUAACGGAUGUCAACUCUUCUCCUAGCUAUACCAUACGUGCAUUUGAUGUUACGCAUCUGAAGACAAAAGAAACACAGAAGGUGUAUCAGUAUCAGUAUCACAAGUGGGGUGGCUUGGAUGUUCCAGAAGACGCCAAAGAUUUAGUCAGCAUGAUUCUCAACCUCAAACAAAAAGUCCCAGCCAGACCAGUCACUGAGGACAACAGGAGAAGCCGCAGUGUCCCGCUUGUCAUCCACUGCCGUGACGGAUCACAGCAAACUGGUGUAUUUUGUGCUUUAAUGACCCUCUUGGAAAGUGCAGAAACAGAAGAAGUAGUAGAUGUUUUCCAAGUAGUAAAAGCUCUUCGUCGCACUAGGCUGGGAGUGGUCUCCACAUUUGAACAUUACCAAUUUCUCUAUGACACCAUUGCCAGUACCUACCCUGCACAGAAUGGACAAAUAAAGAAGAACAGCCAGCAGGAAGACAAAGUUGAAUUUUGCAGUGAAGUAGAAAAACCAGAUCAGGAAACUGAUUUGAUCACUAUUGACCUUACCCCACCAACGCCAGAGGAAAAUGAGCCUUCUGAAGUACGUGAUGAUUCUAAGGCUGCAGAUAGCACUAAGGGAACAGAAAGCUCUACAAACGGCCCCACAACUCCAGUUCUAACUUAGAGGCUAUUAAAGAAAAAAAUAAAUAAAUUGCUUUUCAUGUGCAAAAAAAUCUUAAAAUAAGAAGUAAAAGAUUUCUUCCUCUUCUCACCAUUUCUUUUGGAAAACAUUUUUCAAAGGUACAAAUUUAAAGGGAUACUUGAAACUUGUAGAGUAACAACUGU
Antrostomus carolinensis (chuck-will's-widow) is the source of this 1670-nucleotide messenger RNA. RefSeq names its product protein tyrosine phosphatase receptor type C (gene PTPRC). The transcript is spliced from 10 exons. Gene Ontology annotation, molecular function: protein tyrosine phosphatase activity. Lineage: Eukaryota; Metazoa; Chordata; Aves; Caprimulgiformes; Caprimulgidae. The record is from RefSeq and is a predicted model, not a curated record. Gene Ontology annotation, biological process: negative regulation of protein kinase activity; protein dephosphorylation; positive regulation of peptidyl-tyrosine phosphorylation. The coding region runs from base 196 to 1509 and encodes 437 amino acids.